Molecule: messenger RNA, 810 nt
Organism: Prorocentrum cordatum
Lineage: Eukaryota; Dinophyceae; Prorocentrales; Prorocentraceae
Source: the annotation of a GenBank genome assembly
AUGUCCGGCACUCGGGAUGAGUGCGUCUUCAUGGCCCUGCUCUUGCCCUGCUGCCUCGACCCCCCCCCCCCCUCGGACGUCGGCAGGCUGGCCGAGCAGGCGGAGCGGUACGAGGACAUGGUCGAGUACAUGAAGCGCGUCGCAUUGAUGGGCUUCGAAUUGAGCCUGGACGAAAGGAACAUGCUGUCCGUGGCCUACAAGAACUCUGUCGGGGCCCGAAGGCAGGCCUGGCGUGCGAUCAACCAGCUGGAGACGAGGGAGGCCAACAAGCCCGCGGUGGCUGCGAUCAUCAAGGACUACCGUGGCAAGGUGGAGCUUGAGCUCAACAACAAGUGCGCAGAGAUCCUGAACAUCCUCGCGGAUGAACUGAUCCCGAAGGCGAGCAAUCCCGAGGUGAAGGUUUUCUACCUCAAGAUGAAGGGCGACUACCACCGCUACCUGGCCGAGUUCGCGGAGAGGGACUCGGGAGACUACGGCAAGGCGUCGCAGGACGCGCACGACAGCUACGAGCUCGCCAUGGAGAGCGCGGGGGAGCUUCCGCCGACGCACGCCAUCCGGCUCGGCCUCGCCCUCAACUUCUCCGUCUUCUACUACGAGGUUUUCGGCAAGCCCGACAAGGCGAUCAAGCUCGCGAGCGACGCGUUUCAGAGUGCCUUCGCGGACAUGGACAAGGUGGACCAGGACACCCAAAACGAGGCGGAGCAGAUCAUGCAGCUGCUGCGCGACAACCUGCAGCUGUGGAGCAGCGACAUGGCCGGGGACGGCGGCGAUGCUCCGAAGCAGGACGGCACGACCGUGGAGGACUUUUGA